Molecule: messenger RNA, 702 nt
Organism: Adineta ricciae
Lineage: Eukaryota; Metazoa; Rotifera; Eurotatoria; Adinetida; Adinetidae
Source: the annotation of a GenBank genome assembly
AUGUCCAAACGAAUCGAAUCGAAAUCCUGUCAAGCAAAUACAAAUGGCAAAAAAUGUGACAAAGAUCCCAUAGCGAAUUGUUUUCAUUGUUCAUACAAUUUAUGCCUAAAACAUUUGACCGAACAUACACAACUCGUUGAAAGCCAAUCACAAACAUUUUUCGAAUCAAAUGGCACCAUUUUGAAUGAUUUUUCUAAGAAACUUUCCACACUUUCGAUUUCACCACGCGUCUUAGAACUUCCAUUUCUUCAACUUGAAAAGUGGCGUCACGAUGCACAUGAAAAAUUAGAUGAAUUAGCUGAACAAAAACGUCAAGAAAUUCAUCUAAAAAUCGCUGAAUAUCGAGCGAUAUUAACAAAGCAAGUUUCCGAACAAAAACAUCAAAUUGACAAAUUAAAAAGAUAUCUCAAUGAUCUAUCGCGACAAACAAAUUUAGCCACAAAAGAUAUCAAAUCUUUCGAAAAUCAACUCAAUGAAACACGACAAUUUUUAACCAAUGUAGAAAAACAUUCCAUUCAACUUUCGAUAGAGGAUUUUUCUGUUCAUAUUCAAACACAUUAUUUCGAAACAAACAUAUCUCAACCUAUUCAAAGAACAGAUUCAAUAAGAUCCGCUCGAUCGGAGAAGAAAGAAUCACCUGUGAGUAACGGACUUAAACGACGUUUCAUUAAAAAACGAUCAUUAUCUGUGUGUUUAUUAUAA